Messenger RNA from Baudoinia panamericana UAMH 10762, 876 nucleotides. RefSeq lists its product as uncharacterized. The coding region runs from base 1 to 876 and encodes 291 amino acids. The record is from RefSeq and is a predicted model, not a curated record. The transcript is spliced from 2 exons. Lineage: Eukaryota; Fungi; Ascomycota; Dothideomycetes; Mycosphaerellales; Teratosphaeriaceae.
AUGGCGAAGCGAAACCUUCUACUCGGCAUCGAUGCUUUCGGUACCAUCUUCACGCCUAAACGCCCCAUCGCGACACAAUAUGGCGAAGUAGCACGAUCACUGGGUCUGAACGGUUUCACCGACGAGCAAGUCAACUCAUCGUUUCGGACGGCGUUCAAGCAACAAUCGAAGCUGAACCCAAACUUCGGCAAAUCGAAUGGCAUGAACGCGGAAAAAUGGUGGACGAAUAUUAUCUACAACACCUUCGAGCCGCUCGUUGGCCCGAAUGAGAAGCUCAACACUGAGCUCGCCCCCCGACUGCUUUACCGCUUUUCCUCCGAAGAAGGUUACGCUUUGACGCCCGGAGCGAUGAUGUUGCUGUCAGGCCUACGGGCAAGGCCUUUGCCUUCUUUCGACCGGGUCGUCGUCGGCGUAAUAACCAAUUCCGACGAUCGAAUCCCGAGCAUUCUUACUUCUCUAGGUCUGCGAGUUAGUUCGCUCAGGUUUGGGAGCGACAGCUUGGUUACAAAGCUACCGACUAACGAGCAGUGUGAUAUUGACUUCACCGUAAUGUCAUAUGAUGUCGGGUACGAAAAGCCGGACAAGCGUAUCUUCGACGCUAGCGAGGAGAUGCUGAGAUCAAUACCGGUGCCGGGGGCCAUCGAGCCCAAUUCCUGGAGUAAGCUGUACGUUGGCGACGAUUACGAGAAAGACAUUGUUGGCGCGCGUGAUGCAGGAUGGUCAGCCGUGUUGGUUGCGGACACACCUCCAGAGAAGGCUGAGCUAGCUGAAAAGCCGCAAGAUGCAUCUGAGUUGAGCGGUCAUGCCUUCGCCGUCAGAGACCUAGCAGAGCUUGCACGGUGGCUUGGUGUUGAUGUAAAAGCCUCAAUGGGCUGA